This is a messenger RNA of Suricata suricatta (meerkat), 1554 nucleotides long. It is a transcript of the gene C13H9orf78, whose product is annotated as chromosome 13 C9orf78 homolog. The transcript has 8 exons. The record is from RefSeq and is a predicted model, not a curated record. Lineage: Eukaryota; Metazoa; Chordata; Mammalia; Carnivora; Herpestidae. The coding region runs from base 82 to 981 and encodes 299 amino acids. Gene Ontology annotation, biological process: mRNA splicing, via spliceosome. Gene Ontology annotation, cellular component: spliceosomal complex.
UGACCUCACUGCCGCGCGCCGGAAGCAACCCGGGCCACGGCACAGGGGAGCGGCGGCGGGACCGCGGGGGCCGGUGAGAUCAUGCCGGUCACCGGGAAGAGUUUCCGCCGGCGCCGGGCCGAUUCGGAGUCGGAGGAAGAUGAGCAGGACUCAGAGGAGGUUCGAUUAAAACUGGAAGAGACCCGCGAGGUGCAAAACUUGAGGAAGAGGCCCAACGGGGUGAGUGCUGUGGCCCUGCUGGUAGGAGAGAAGGUACAGGAAGAGACCACCCUAGUGGAUGACCCCUUUCAGAUGAAGACCGGCGGUAUGGUGGACAUGAAGAAACUGAAGGAGAGAGGCAAAGAUAAUCACAGACCACCACUGCUCUGUGGGCCGCUGUUGGGGGCCCCUCACUCUAAAGACGGGCUUUGUGAGCUUCCUGCCUCUCCUGAGUUCUGGUGGGUUUCUCGUUUCAGGAUGAAGUACAUCGAGACGGAGCUCAAGAAGAGGAAAGGGAUCGUGGAGCACGAGGAGCAGAAAGUCAAGCCGAAGAGCGCAGAGGACUGCCUUUACGAGCUUCCAGAAAACAUCCGCGUCUCCUCUGCCAAGAAGACGGAAGAGAUGCUUUCCAACCAGAUGCUGAGCGGCAUCCCCGAGGUGGACCUCGGCAUCGACGCUAAAAUAAAAAAUAUCAUCUCCACGGAGGAUGCCAAGGCCCGUCUGCUGGCAGAGCAGCAGAACAAGAAGAAGGACAGCGAGACAUCGUUCGUGCCCACCAACAUGGCCGUGAAUUACGUGCAGCACAACCGGUUUUAUCAUGAGGAGCUCAAUGCCCCCAUUCGGAGAAACAAAGAAGAGCCCAAAGCCCGACCCCUGAGAGUGGGCGACACAGAGAAGCCAGAGCCUGAGCGGUCCCCUCCUAACCGCAAGCGUCCUGCUAACGAGAAGGCCACGGAUGACUAUCACUAUGAGAAGUUCAAGAAGAUGAACAGGCGCUACUAAGGGUGGCCAAAGGGAGAAGUGCAGGAUGGGUGUAAAUAGCGCCGGGCCCUCCCUGACCCCGGACAGGCGGCUUCCCAGACAGAGGCGGGCAGAAGUUCGCUUAUUCGCUAGACAGACUCUCCGCUGGCCCUGUGCUCACCUGCUGGACCUCCCGGGACCGGCGUUUGUAACCUUUGCAACAAGACAAGGUGGAGUUUUCCUGUUUGGGGCAAAUUCUCUUCUUGUGUGUGUGAGCAUCAUAAAGUCUUGUUUGUAAAUACAUUGACUUUCUCUGAAUAUUUGCCCUGGGUCGGGAGGAAACAGCGGCGUGCAGAGUGAGAGGACACCGUUUAGUUCGUGCUGUUAUUUAGUGCACGUGCAGUCGGGUCUCGUACUUUCAAACUCCUGGAGUUCAGGAGUGCGCCCUUCACCGCGUAUAGCGGGGCCCAGCUCACGGCAGAAAAGUCUAGGACGGGAUCCGAGGGACACUGGCGUUUUCUGACUCUUACAAAGUUCCCGGUUUCUUUUCAUUAAGAAAGAAAAACAAUUUCUAUGAUUUUCAGCACUUAGGUAUUAAAUAUGAAAUGAAACCAA